AAUCUAAUAAACUUCGCACCCUUACUGAAAGAAGCUGGUUCAUGGUUAGAGCAACCUUGGAUUUGAGAGAGGAAAAUGUCAGCAGAUUCACAUUGCAAUGCUUAUUAGACCCGAGUGUAAAAUUGAACAAAAAAAAGAAAAAAGCGUUAGCUGAUGUCCUCUGCACUAGUAUGUGA
Cetraspora pellucida is the source of this 176-nucleotide messenger RNA. NCBI's taxonomy places the organism in Eukaryota, Fungi, Glomeromycota, Glomeromycetes, Diversisporales, Gigasporaceae. The record is from the annotation of a GenBank genome assembly.